CUACAGUUGCUCCACACCAGUUGUUCUCCAAACGUCUUCCACUCAUCACAAACUAAAGGCAAGGGGGCGAGGACAGGCACACACACAUACGUACACUCCCGACACACGCUCCAGCUCACAGAACCGAAGACCAUAUCACAGAAGAGAGGUUCCAGGGGAAGCAGGGAUCUUCGUUCCCUCAAAUCCAGACCACAGUGCCGUCCAGUAUGGAGCUUUUCGAGACCAACCCUUAUUUUUUCCCUGACCAGCGCUUCUAUGAAGGAGGGGACAGCUAUUUCCCCUCUCGCUUGCCCGGGGGGUACGACCAAGCCGGCUACCAGGACAGGAACUCCAUGAUGGGUUUGUGCGCGAGUCUGUCUGGGGGUGUUGGAGUUGGGGUCACAGGAACAGAGGACAAAGCCUCUCCGUCCAGCAUGUCACCUCACUCCGAGGCCCACUGCCCAGGCCAGUGCCUCCCUUGGGCCUGUAAGCUUUGCAAAAGAAAGACAGUGACCAUGGACCGUCGGAGAGCGGCCACGAUGAGGGAGAAGAGGCGCCUGAAGAAGGUGAACGAGGCCUUUGACGCUCUGAAGAGGAGCACCCUGAUGAACCCCAACCAGAGGCUGCCCAAGGUGGAGAUCUUGCGGAGCGCCAUCCAGUAUAUCGAAAGGCUGCAGGCCCUGGUGUCUUCCCUCAACCAGCAGGACACUGAGACAGGACAGCAGGGACUGCACUACCGACCCAGCACGGCUCAGGCCAGAGUGUCGUCGUCAAGCGAGCCCAGUUCAGGCAGCACCUGCUGCAGUAGCCCGGAGUGGAGCAGCACUCCAGAGCAGUGCACACAGAGCUACAGCAGCGAGGAUCUCCUGAGUGCUUCCGACUCUCCAGAGCAGGGGAACAUGCGUGCGCUGACCUCCAUCGUGGAAAGCAUCUCUGCAGCGGAUGCAGCCGUGGCCUUUCCUGUGGACAUUCCCAAAUAGACCUUCCACUCAUUGGACCCAUAAAUGCACAGAGAUCCACAAAAUAAAAUAAAAAUUGAUAUAGAGGAUUAAAACUAAUUUCAAAGUCCAAUUCAAUAUAUUUUUCAGCUGUUCCGUUUUAUCCUGUGCUAAAUUAAAAAAAAAUUGUAAUAUAUUAGGAUUGCAACUGUGCGGAUCUAUGGUUGUGCCAGCCAAACUGAAUCCUGUUCACAACGAGGCCUUAUUGCCAUUAUUCCCUGCCUUAUUCUGUGGUCUAGACCUGCCUGUCAGACCCACAGGAGCCUUUUAUAACUAGAGAUUCAACCAUUUUGCUGCAUGAACAACACCGAGUAACUAGCGUGGAUCUCUGACAGGUCUCCUGUCUGAUAGAGCUCAAGAGGAAUAAGAAAAUUAUUUUCAUCCUCACUUAAUUUAAGUUUUUCAUAUUUUCGAAACCUUUCCCAGAUCUUUCAUUCUUUUUGUGUGUGUUUUUAUGCUUAGAACAACAUGAGUUUUAUUUGUGGGGCCAAUAUGUACCAUGGCAGUUUUGACCAAGAUCUGCUUAAUUUAAACUGAAUGCUAGUGAUGUAAAUACGUUCCCUUUUUCUACAGAGUGGUUUUGCCAUUUUAUUUUCUAUUUUUUGCUAACUUAUUUUUGACUUUUAUAACUAAGAUUGUUGUGUAUUUGUAGAUGUUCCAAAAAGUGAUAUUUUCUGUCCAAUUCUUGCAAUAAAGACCAUUUUCAAUA
Hippoglossus stenolepis (Pacific halibut) is the source of this 1686-nucleotide messenger RNA. It is a transcript of the gene myog, whose product is annotated as myogenin. Gene Ontology annotation, biological process: positive regulation of myoblast differentiation; muscle organ development; positive regulation of transcription by RNA polymerase II. The transcript has 3 exons. Gene Ontology annotation, molecular function: DNA-binding transcription factor activity, RNA polymerase II-specific; RNA polymerase II cis-regulatory region sequence-specific DNA binding; protein dimerization activity. The record is from RefSeq and is a predicted model, not a curated record. Lineage: Eukaryota; Metazoa; Chordata; Actinopteri; Pleuronectiformes; Pleuronectidae. The coding region runs from base 207 to 959 and encodes 250 amino acids.